Messenger RNA from Rhipicephalus microplus (southern cattle tick), 777 nucleotides. RefSeq names its product sodium- and chloride-dependent glycine transporter 2-like. The record is from RefSeq and is a predicted model, not a curated record. NCBI's taxonomy places the organism in Eukaryota, Metazoa, Arthropoda, Arachnida, Ixodida, Ixodidae.
AUGCCAACACGUUGCGUUGUUGGCAGCUCGAACAGCUUCACCAAGGGGGACAAACUUUUUCUGUUCCUCGUGGAACGGAAAACCUCGAAUGCCGAGCAAUUCGGCUCCAUCGAACGGAAGCUUUUUGAGCUCCCACCCGGCAUUUUUAGCGCUGAUGCAGCAAUCUCCUACUGCCUGGUCUUCAGCCUGCUUCUUCCCUACUUUGACAUUGAAGUCUCCCCCUACGUGUUCCCGUUCGUCAUCUUCCCCGAAGUGUUGAAGACGAUGUCUUGGCCCCGUCUCUGGACCGGCAUAUUCUUCUCUGCACUCUUCAUCAUGUCGAUUGACUCGAUGAUCUUCAACGUGUGCACGGUGAUCGCGUGCGCGGAGGACUUGUUUCCGCAAGUGCGUGCUAAUAACAACAUCAACAAGGUGGCCUUUUUUGUGUGCAUCGCCAUGUUCGUGUCGGGCUUCCCGACUGUCACCCAGGGGGGCACGUACAUCGUCAAGCUGCUCGAAGACCACACCAUCCACGCCGUCAUGAAUCAGUUUAUACCACUCGUCGAGAUCGUGUUCGUCGUUUACAUCUAUGGCCUUCGACGGUUCUCGUUCGACAUGCAGUUCAUGCUUGGCCGUGGGCCGAGCUACUACAUGAAGAUAUGCUGGACCGUCAUCUGUCCCAUGGCGAUGGUGGCGCCCAGCACUGCACCGCUGCCUCUGAGCUUCGCAGCCAGGUCUCAGCCACCUCAAGCCUUGAAGCGGCACUUUGACCCGCCUCUGCCACCAUUCCUGACCUGA